AUGGCACAGCCGAUCCAGUAUGCACAGCUCCCCAAAUUUGAGUACCAGACCAUCGAGCGUCACUAUCAGACCUUCGACCCUCAUACUCUUAAAUUUUCAUAUUAUCCUGUCAAUUCUACAUCUACCGAUGGUCUGACCCCCAAUAAGGAUCAGGGCACCACUGACGCCCCCCUCGCCGCCGAACCCCCCAAGGAUGACCCUGUCCCUGACCCUGCCCCAGCUACAGAAGAUGGAUCAGACUCUCCUACCGAUACCUCGUUAUCAUCGCCUGAGGCUGGAGAUUCAACGGACGCAACAACGCCUCCUGAGUCAAUAGAUUCUUCCAGUGAGACGGCUGCAGAAUCAAAAGAGGAAGCCGAGCCACCUGCCGCAGCAGAGAACACAGAACCCGAGCCGACGACAACGACAGAGGCCGAGGGCGCCGCCGCCCCCGAAGAAGAGAAGAAAGACGAGACGCCAGCAGAGUCAACAGAGUCCACAGAGUCUACCGAACCUGCUGCCGAACCAGCCGCUGCUGAAGAAAGCGCACCAGCAGAAGCAGCCACCGAGGAAGCGGAGAGCACGCCUGCUACAGCGGAGGCAAACGAGGACACUACUCCCCCCAAGGAAGGAGAAGCAGAAGCCGACAAGAGCAAAGAUGAGGAUGACUUCCCAGAAUGUGAUCCUACUGCAGGCCUUGACGAAGUCGAAGCCGAGAAAGAAGCUGCCGCCAAGCAAGCCGAAGAAGACGCCAACGCCGAGGCGGAGGAGAAGGCGGCAGCUGGGAACGAACUGAUUGAUCUCGACGACGGGGCUCAGGAAGAAGAGACGCCGACGACACCGGAGGCUCUUGCGGAGGAGAAACAGGAGAACGAAGAACCAGCCGCCGAUGCUGCACCUGCUGCGGAUGACGACACCCCCAGUCCUCCUGAGGAGGCACCAAAAGAAGAAGAGGGCACCGCUGAGGCAUCGACUGAAGAGACUAAGGCCGAGGAGGCAGCCGCCCCCGAGACGGAAGCCAAUGCCGACGCAAGUGAGAAGGAAGGGGCGACUGAAGAGCCAGCGCAAGCGGAGGCUCAGGAAGCACCGGCCGCAGAAAACCUAGACAAGGAAGCAGCAGAGCCUGAACCUGAAGCGGCUGAGGAGGCGCCUACGACGACUGAAGAAGCCCCCCAACCAGAUGCUGAGGAUAAGCCGGAGGAAGCCACAGAAAAGCCUUCCGACGAACCUGCAGCAGAUGGGGAGAACAAGGAAGAGCCAUCAGCAGAACCAGCUGCAGAGCCAGCCGCAGCAACAGAAGAGGAGGCUAAACCAGAGGAGCCAGUCAAGACCGAAGAAGAGGCUCCGAAGGAGCCUGAGGAGACGGCAGAUGCCCCAGUGGAAGAGCCCGCUCAACCCGAAGCCGCUGAAGCGCCCGAACCUGAAGCUGCCGCCGAGGCAGCUACCUCCGAGGAGGCACCCUCCGAUGAGCCGAAAGCGGAGGAAGAAUCAAGCAAGGAAGCAAAUGCACCGGCUGCUGCUGAGGCUGCCCCCGAGGAGCCUACUAGUGAAGACGUUGCUGCCGCCGAAGAAUCCCCAGAAAAACCUGCCGAAGAACCUGCUGCCGCAGAGGCCGACACUGACAAAGACUCCACCGAAGAGCCCGCCGCCUCAAGCACGCCUGAAGAACAACCUGCCGAGCAGGAAACCCCGGCAGAGGCCGCGGACGCGACGCCAACAGAGGCUCCCACGGAAGAAAAGCAGGCUGAGGAUACGCCUGCCGAAGAGCCAGCCGCUGCCGAAGAUGCGCAAGCAGAUGCAUCUACUGAUACCCCUCCUGUAGACGAGCCUGCACCAGAAGAAAAGCCCGCCGCAGAGCCCGCCACCGAAGAGCCUGCCGCCGAGGAACCCGUCGCAGAGGCAGCACCAGCCGCAGAGGCUUCCGCGGAAGAGGAGCCCGCCAAAGAGGCUUCAGCCGAGGAAGAAGCGGCUGCUGAACCAGCUGCCCAGGAGGCUACCUCAGAGGAACUAGCUCAGGACAAGGAACCUGAACCUGAAGAAGCACCCGCUUCUGAAGAGCCCGCAGAGCCUGUUCCUGUUGAAGAAAAGCCAGAGGAACCGCAACCUCCGGCUGAAGAGGUGACUGAGGCUCCUGCUCCUGAUGACUCUGUGCCAGCUGAAGAGCCCGCUGCGGAAAAUCCCGAACCUCCCGCAGAAGAGCAAGAAAUUUCCAAGGAAGCCCCUGUUGAAGCUACUCCCGAGGAGCCAGCCCCAGCUCCUGAAGAGCCCGUCGCUGAAGAACCAGUUGUCGAGGAACCGACUCCUGUUAGCGAGUCUGCUCCUGUGGAAGAGCCUGCCGCUGCUGAGGAACCUACACCGGUAGAAGAUUCUGUUGCUAGGGAGAUUCCUGCAGAAGAGCCUUCUGUAGAGGAGCCUGCCACUGCUGAAGAGCCUACUCCGGGGGUUGAUAAUGUUACUAGGGAGGUUCCUGUAGAAGAGCCUUCUGUCGAGGAACCUUCCACCGAUGAGCAUGUAUAUAAUGCCGCCGAAGAGCCAGUCGACAUCGUGGAACGUGCUCCUGCCGAAGAACCCACUCCAGCUGACGAGCCUGUUGUUGCCCUUGCCGAGCCUGUUGCCGAGGAACCUACCCCAACUGAAGAACCUGCAGCUGCUACCGCAGAGAAGCCUACGGCCGUGGAGCCCGCUGCCGCAGAAGAGACAGUUCAAAUUGAAGAGCGUGCGCCCGCUGAAGACCCUGCUCCAGCUGAAGAGGGUGCUGCUGAGCCUGCUCCAGCUGAUCCACCCACCGAAGAGCGUGCUCCUAAAGAGCCUGACGCCAUGGAAGAACGUGCUCCCGCCGAACAGCCAGCGCCGGCGGAUGAGGCACCUGCCGAAGUGCCUCCUGCCGAGGAACCGGCCCCCGAAGAGAUCCCUGAAGAGAUGCCGGAACCGGCAGGUGAAAGGGGUCUGCCAGAGGACGAGGGCAUAGACCCUGCUGCUGCUGCUGCUGCUGCUGCUGCUGCAGGCGUCGCAGGCGCAGCUCUCGGAACCGCAGCAGGCCUAGGAGCUACACACGGUUCCAAGAGAAGGAAGAAGCGCUCGCCUGACUUGGGCGAAAGGCGUCCUUCGAAGAGCUCAACCGAAGAACACCGGUCGUCACAGAUGCAACGACAAAAAAGUGAUCGGGGCGGUCUGUUCACAAACCGGUGGGCCAGGUCCCUAGAUGAGGCCAAGCGACAGCACGAGGCUAAACAAGAGGAGAAGCGACGGAAGGAGAAGGCCUACGAGAAGGCAUACCACGCCGAGGAGAAGGACCGCUCAAGAGAGGCUAGACGAGCGGAACGCGCCGAGCGUGUCGAGCGUUCCGAGCGCACUGAGCGAAGAGAGCGGUCUGAUCGCGCCGAACGGACCGAGCGACCUGAGCGAGUCGAAAGGGUCGAACAAGCAGAGCGUGUUGAGCGUGUCGAACGCGCACCAAGAGCCAAAGAGUCCGGACACAGCAGAUCCCAUCACCGGAGCUCAGAUCAUUCAGGAAGCCGUGACGGCGAACAGCGCGAACAGCGAGACCGUGACCGCAAACCAAGCUCUUCCUCCAAGCACUCUUCGUCCUCGACGCCCAAACCUCGAGCCUUCCUGAAGUACAUGACGAACGGCGAAUCCGAGAACGGUCCGCUCCUCGUCAUCAACGGCGCCAAAGCCGCCGCCAACAUCGUGGACGUUCCUCGUCGUUCCUCAACCAGCCAUACCCACGGCCAUCGCCACUCUCAGGAAGGCCGACGAGGGUCCAGCGAGCGCUCGAGCGGCUCCCACCGCACCGAGGAGGAAGAUCAGGCCCGGCGUGAAGCCCGACGAGCUCGCCGCAAAGCCGAAGAGGAAGAGCGCCGAAAGGCCGAUGAAGAAGAGGCACAAAUGAAGGCCGCUGCAGAUGCGAAGGCGAAAGAAGAAUCCGAUAGUCGUCGUCGCCGUCGCGAUGGCGAAGAACGGCAUCGGCAUCAUCGACAUCGUCGCGAGCCUUCUCCUCUGAGAGGUGCUUCUAAGCUGAAGGCUAAUGCCGAACAAGCCCUUCACCCCAUUACCGAGUAUAGUUAUCUUCCCCUGAUGAUUGACGAAAUAUAA
Messenger RNA from Aspergillus melleus, 4074 nucleotides. RefSeq names its product PE repeat family protein. NCBI's taxonomy places the organism in Eukaryota, Fungi, Ascomycota, Eurotiomycetes, Eurotiales, Aspergillaceae. Bases 1 to 4074 code for a protein of 1357 amino acids. The transcript has 4 exons. The record is from RefSeq and is a predicted model, not a curated record.